AUGACGGAAACGAUGGCGCUGAGUGGAAACUGUAGGACUAACCCCAAAGAGCAAGCAUCAGUUCAGAACAGUUUCCCAGAUGUUGUUGAAUUAAACGUAGGGGGGCAGGUUUAUUACACUCGUCACUCAACUUUAGUGGGCACCCCGAAUUCAUUACUCGGUAAGCUGUUCUCUUCCAAAAAAGACGCAUCUAAUGACUUGGCGAGAGACCCCAAGGGUCGUUAUUUCAUCGACAGAGAUGGGUUUUUAUUCCGGUAUGUGUUGGACUACCUCCGAGACAAGCAGGUCGUCCUCCCGGACCACUUCCCGGAGAAAGGGAGGCUCAGGAAAGAGGCGGAGUACUUUCAGCUGCCCGACUUGGUGAAGCUCCUGACCCCUGACGAUAUCAAGCACAGCCCGGACGACUACUUCCACAGCGACUAUGAAGAUGGGUCGCAGGGCAGCGACCACCGGCAGUGUCCGCCUCCCUCUCUGGUCCCCGCGGACAGAAAGAGCGGCUUCAUCACGGUGGGAUACCGGGGGUCGUGCACCAUGGGCCGGGAGAGUCAAACCGACGCCAAGUUCAGGAGGGUGCCUCGGAUACUGAUAUGCGGGAGGGUGGCUCUCGCCAAAGAAGUUUUCGGGGAGACCCUGAACGAGAGCCGGGACCCGGACAGGACCCCGGAUCGGUACACCUCCCGGUUUUACCUCAAGUUCAAGCACCUGGAGAGGUCUUUUGACAUGCUGUCGGAGUGCGGUUUCCAAAUGGUGGCCUGCAACUCGUCAGUCACAGCCUCGUUUGUCAACCAGCACACAGAGGACAAGAUCUGGUCCAGCUACACAGAAUAUGUCUUCUACCGUGGUCCAUCACGUUGGUCCUCCCCUCCAUGUGACUGCUGCUGCAAGAACCACAAAGGUGACGGCGAGGGCGAGAGCGGCACCUCCUUCAACGAGCUAUCCACCUCCAGCUCCGAGAGCCAGUCAGAAGCCAGCUCUCCCCAGGGAACAGUCAUCUGCGGCCCGGUCAGCCGCCAGUCACACCCCCACGCCAACGUCCAAACCCUGGACAGGCCGCUGAAAAAGGGCCCCAUUGCCAUGCUCCAGCAGGGCGAACAACGACGGAAGAGUGACUUGCUGCGCACACUCACGGCGAGCUCCCGCGACACCAGCACCUGCAAGAAAAGGCCGGCGAAAGAGAAGCUGACGGUUGAGGAGGAGCUGGAAAAGUGCAUUCAAGACUUCCGCAAGAUCAAGAUCCCGGAGAGGUUCCCCGAGAGGAAGUACAUGUGGCAGGCCGACCUGCUGAGAAAGUACCGCCUCUGA
Molecule: messenger RNA, 1302 nt
Organism: Epinephelus moara (kelp grouper)
Lineage: Eukaryota; Metazoa; Chordata; Actinopteri; Perciformes; Serranidae
Gene: kctd16b
Product: potassium channel tetramerization domain containing 16b
Exons: 2
Coding region: 1-1302 (433 amino acids)
Biological process (GO): protein homooligomerization; regulation of G protein-coupled receptor signaling pathway
Cellular component (GO): postsynaptic membrane; presynaptic membrane
Molecular function (GO): protein binding
Source: RefSeq, a predicted model, not a curated record